CAAUGUGAAUCUUCAUCAUUCUCCCAUCCGUCUUCCCUCCUCAUCCCGCUCACUCAGGACAAACACACAGCUGCCUCCCAAUAUCUUCCACUCAGCUCCAUCACGCAAAUCACAUACAAAAUGCAGGCCAAGGUUCUCGUCUCCGCCAUGCUGGCCGGCCUCACCGCGGCUCAGACUCUCAACAUCCCCACCCGCAGCGGUUCCAUCGUCUCCCUCUCUGCUCCCAGUGUCAUCUCUGGAAGCAAGGACAUGGGCAACAAGGAGUUUGAUCGUGGUCGCGCCUGUGACACCGACGCCGACACCGGCAGCGACUCCGCCGUCUUCAUUCUCGAGAAUGGCGCCACCCUGAGCAACGUCAUCAUCGGUGUCAACCAGCUGGAGGGCGUCCACUGCAAGGGCGCCUGCACCCUGAAGAACGUCUGGUUCCGCGACGUCUGCGAAGACGCUAUCUCCGCCCUCGGCACUGGUGACGUCCUCAUCCAGGGCGGUGGCGCCCAGAACGCCGCCGACAAGGUCGUCCAGCACAACGGCCGCGGCACCGUCACCAUCGAUGGUUUCACUGUCGUCACCGCCGGCAAGCUCUACCGCGGCUGCGGUGACUGCACCAACAACGGCGGCCCCCGCAACGUCAUCGUCAAGAACGUCAAGGCCAAGAGCGUCAAGGAGCUUGUCGGUAUCAACUCCAACUACGGUGACGUCGCCACUAUCUCCAACACCUGCGGCUCCAGUGUCUCCAAGGUCUGCCAGGAGUACAAGGGUGUCAACAAGGGCUCUGGCGAGAGCAGCAAGGUCAGCACCACUGCCAACUGCAAGGGCCAGACUUCUCUGUCCGCCUGCUAA
Messenger RNA from Colletotrichum gloeosporioides, 840 nucleotides. Its product is annotated as putative pectate lyase E. The annotation marks the transcript as partial. The record is from RefSeq and is a predicted model, not a curated record. Gene Ontology annotation, biological process: pectin catabolic process. The transcript is spliced from 2 exons. Gene Ontology annotation, cellular component: extracellular region. NCBI's taxonomy places the organism in Eukaryota, Fungi, Ascomycota, Sordariomycetes, Glomerellales, Glomerellaceae. Gene Ontology annotation, molecular function: pectate lyase activity.